Messenger RNA from Trematosphaeria pertusa, 1313 nucleotides. RefSeq lists its product as uncharacterized. The coding region runs from base 90 to 1112 and encodes 340 amino acids. Gene Ontology annotation, molecular function: coenzyme A diphosphatase activity; acetyl-CoA hydrolase activity. The transcript has 3 exons. Lineage: Eukaryota; Fungi; Ascomycota; Dothideomycetes; Pleosporales; Trematosphaeriaceae. Gene Ontology annotation, biological process: coenzyme A catabolic process. The record is from RefSeq and is a predicted model, not a curated record.
UGACAUCAACCCCUCCAAACUCACUUCCGUAAAGCGACUGUCCUGAACUUUCAGCAUGGCUCGCGCAACGCUGGAUAUUUACCUCAGUAAUGAUGCUCUCGCAAACUUCUGCCCAAGCGCUUGCCCGCCUCCGCGCAUACAACCCUCCACCGACACAAUGGUAUAAUUGCCCGCUAACACGACGCGCCGCCGUCCUGAUACUCCUUUUCCCGGACCGAUAUGGCGACCUCAAAGUCGUCCUCACGAUGCGCGCGGCUACACUGAGGAAUUAUGCGGGACAGGCAGCACUGCCCGGAGGAAAGGCGGACACGCUCGAUGAACAACCCUUCGAUACCGCGCGGCGAGAAGCAUACGAGGAGAUUGGACUGCCUACAACGGACACCAAGCUCCCACCGGGCUUCAAAGUCGAGCACCUGUGCGAAAUGCCGUCCAACCUGGCGAAGACGGAACUCGGUGUACGGCCUUGCGUUGCGUUUCUGUGUCCUUCCGCUACUACGUCGGCCUCGUCGUUGUCGGGAGACGAAGACAUGAACGCCGCCUCCGCCGUCGAGGAAAAGAUGAUUCCAAGGCUCGAUCCGAAGGAGGUGGCCGCCGUCUUCACAGCGCCCUUCCGCAACUUCCUGCGCAAGACCUGGGACGGCCCCGCGCCAGGCCCCACACAGCCCAGCGGUAAGCCCGAGAAAUGGUAUCGCGGCAGCUGGACGGACUGGCACGAGAGCCGUUGGCGUAUGCACAACUUCUACAUUCCGCGCCCGCCACCUGCCUCGCCCACACAACUCCGGCACAAUCCUUCACAGUCACGGUCUUCUCCUCUUCGCUCUUCUUCUUCCGCUUCAUCAGGGAAGAAAGACGUUCCACAGGGCGAUGACCCGCGCCCGGAGCCCGCGGCUUUUGAGGCGUUGACUACAUUCCGCGUGUUUGGGAUGACGGCUAGGAUACUGGUGGAUGCGGCGAGGGUCGCGUAUGGCGAGGAGCCGGAGUUUGAGCAUAAUAGUCAUUUCGGGGAUGAAGAGAUGAUUGGGAGAUUGUUGAAGAUAGGCAGGCUGAGUGAGGUUCGGAGGAAAGGAGACGAGUUGACGCGGGAGGUGCUCAGGGAGGCUAGUAAGAUAUAGACAUUGGGAAGGUGGGAAGUUAGAUGUUGCCUUGUAGACUUUGCUCAAAUAACCGUAUACGGCGAAUUUCACAGUAAAGUGCACAACAUCAUGUCUCCUAGAUAUCCUACCCUAUACCCAGGGUUCUCAUUUCUAAAAUCCUAGGGAGUGAAACACAUGGUAGAGUCUACGACGUCACAUAUGCAUGAUUGGAGAUUCUAU